AUGAGCGGUUUCUCAAAGAACCCAACUCGACCACCUAUCCACCGUGCUACCACAGCCGAUCUGGCUGCCAAUCUGGCAACACAGCUAGGCAAAGACCCCAAACUUCUUCACGGACGCUCGACGAGUGAAGAUGCGAUGGCCUCUCGAGAAGAAGAGACCGCCAGUCAGGACAACCCGUUCCAGGCGGGAGACUACCAUAGCAACAGCUCAGCACUGUUCGAGUCCCCUGCUGCGCAACGCGAGACUGGCACCCUCCAACACGAGAAUCCUGAAGAACCAGCCAACUUCUCAAACAACUCUGCCUUCAAGGAGUACAUUCGUUAUAUCAAGACGCAGGCUGACGACGCUAAGAUAGCUGCGAUCCACGCAAACCUGGAAAUCAGAAAGACCUCGGAGGCUGUAGCGCAUCUUGAGACCCAGCAAGCCACGAUAGCUAUCAAACAAGGAGCCCUCGAUACUCAAGUCGCUUAG
Cryphonectria parasitica EP155 is the source of this 471-nucleotide messenger RNA. RefSeq lists its product as uncharacterized. NCBI's taxonomy places the organism in Eukaryota, Fungi, Ascomycota, Sordariomycetes, Diaporthales, Cryphonectriaceae. The transcript is spliced from 2 exons. The record is from RefSeq and is a predicted model, not a curated record. The coding region runs from base 1 to 471 and encodes 156 amino acids.